AUGCGUGGUUGCUCUUUCGCGGAGGACACCGACAUCUUGUUCGAUCGGAACUACCCGCCGCCUCUGAUUUCACUGGAGUUGGAUCUCAAGAACGCCUUUCAGUGCUGUGUACUGCACGAGUUGAUCUGGCUAGCGCAAGCGAAGCCGGGCUCGAAGUUCGUCGAGGUCUACCGCCACUCGGGAGGCGGGAGGGGCCGCAUUCCGGUGGCGUUGCAGGUUGUGGAAGAGGCAAAAGGCAUAAAGAGGGCCAGCGUGGUUGAUACUGCUACUGGGAAGCCCUGGAUCCCACCGGAUUCCGGCUGGCUCAGCGUCAAGUUUAAGGUUUCCAGAGAGCUACCCAGCAUCAAGGACGUGCUUAACCCUGAGGCUGCGUGGACGGCGAUGAUGCUCAUCAUGGGCCAAGAAUCUGACUCGGACCGCAUGAACAUCCUGAGGCUGGUGCUGAGAGACACGUACGUUACGACGGAGUCGGGGCAGAAGCUCAUUGACCAGCUCUCGCACAUGGGCAUCUACCCGAGAGACGUCGUGGAGAUGGUCUGGACUCGUGUGGUUGACGCGAACAACCUGUACGAGUUCCUCUCCCACAACGUGGAGCACUCUGCCCGCAGAGACGUGGUCAACAUCCUCACCCACGAGAGGUUCAAGUUCAACUGGGACAACCCCACGGGGCACUACCGCCUUGAGAUGCAGAAAAAGUCGCACCGGGAGAUCAUGAUGCUGCUUUCGAUGGUGCACUCUCGGGAGAUCCUUCAGGGCAAGAAGGAGGGGAGGGGGGACACCUCCCAGGGCCAAAACUGGUCCAACUUUCGAAACGCCAGGAUGGACAAGGAGCCGGUUGAGCUGGUGGAGACGUCGGUGGCUAACCUUCCAGUGUCAGGGGUGCUGGAGUUCGAUUACGUGUCGACCGCAAAGGUCCCCCCAGAUUGCGCCCACGCCACCGAUUCCCAGGUGCAAGCCUUGCAGGAGUCGCUCCACCUACUCCCCAGGCGCACCUUCGGAGAGAAGACCAACUACAUGCUUGCCGUGCUGCAGCUCCAGCAGGCUGCCGCGCGCUACUACUUCUCGACACCCCAGGCCACCGCUGUCACAGCCCUCUUCGGCAGAACGUGGGACCUUGAGAACUUUGACGCCGUCUUCGCCACCCUCCCCGCAGGGGCGGAAAAGCAGGCCGCCUCGAGGCUCGGAUACCUCAACGUGCUGAACCCGCUAAAGAUCGCUCGACACUACGAGCUAAACAUGAUGUUCCCGGACGAACGGAGGCUCAUCAAGCUCCUCUUGGACACCUCUCCUCUGGAGAAGGGAGACAACCUUCUGGAAGACCACACCUCGGACCUGCAGAUCAUCGACCUCUACGCAGGGCUCGGGAGACUUGCGGACGAAAGCAGACCUCUUGUGGUACGGCUAUGGUACUGCGACAUCGGGAUUAAGGGCAACGUGCCGAAUUGGGCCGUGCGAGAGAAACUUCUAGACAAAUUCCUUGUGGGCGGCAAGCCCGUCCCCGAUAGGGUUCUCGAAAUCGGGCGCAUGUACAAGCGCAUGGCAGACGCGGGAUACCUCGCCAAGGAGCCUGGGCUGGGCUCCGCAGACAUUGCGAAGGCGCACGAGAGAUUCCUCAAGCACCUCCAAGAGGCCAAGCGAACUCCUGCUGCCGCUCAGGCUGGUCGAGGCACCCGCCGGUCAGUGUCGGUGAACAGGGCGUAG
Molecule: messenger RNA, 1701 nt
Organism: Ectocarpus siliculosus
Lineage: Eukaryota; Phaeophyceae; Ectocarpales; Ectocarpaceae
Source: the annotation of a GenBank genome assembly